Sturnus vulgaris (Common starling) is the source of this 2009-nucleotide messenger RNA. RefSeq names its product methionine adenosyltransferase 2A (gene MAT2A). Gene Ontology annotation, biological process: S-adenosylmethionine biosynthetic process. The record is from RefSeq and is a predicted model, not a curated record. Lineage: Eukaryota; Metazoa; Chordata; Aves; Passeriformes; Sturnidae. Gene Ontology annotation, molecular function: methionine adenosyltransferase activity; ATP binding.
GCCGCGUUCAGUCCAUCGCUGCCGUGGCUGGGUUUUGUUGCUCCGUUGCUUUCUCCUUCCGCCUGUCGCCGCCCAUCGCGCCGCCAUGAACGGGCAGCUGAACGGCUUCCACGAGGUGUUCAUCGAGGAGGGCACCUUCCUCUUCACCUCCGAAUCCGUGGGCGAGGGACACCCAGAUAAAAUCUGUGACCAGAUCAGUGAUGCUGUCCUUGAUGCCCACCUCAAGCAGGACCCUGAUGCCAAGGUGGCCUGUGAGACGGUCGCCAAAACUGGGAUGAUCCUGCUGGCGGGGGAGAUCACCUCCCGGGCUAACGUGGACUACCAGAAGGUGGUCCGGGACACAAUCCGGCACAUCGGCUAUGACGACUCCUCCAAAGGUUUUGACUACAAGACAUGUAAUGUACUGGUGGCCCUGGAGCAACAGUCCCCGGACAUUGCCCAGGGCGUGCACCUGGACCGCAGCGAGGAGGACAUUGGUGCUGGUGACCAGGGGCUCAUGUUUGGUUAUGCCACGGAUGAGACGGAGGAGUGCAUGCCUCUCACCAUCGUCCUGGCGCACAAGCUCAAUGCCAAGCUGGCCGAGCUGCGCCGCAGUGGAGCCCUGCCCUGGCUGCGCCCCGACUCCAAGACACAGGUGACAGUGCAGUACAUGCAAGACCGCGGGGCAGUGAUCCCCAUCCGGGUGCACACCAUCGUGAUCUCGGUGCAGCACGACGAGGACGUGUGUCUGGAUGAGAUGCGUGAUGCGCUCAAGGAGAAGGUCAUCAAGGCCGUGGUGCCCCCCAAGUACCUGGACGAUGACACCAUCUACCACCUGCAGCCCAGCGGCCGCUUCGUCAUUGGCGGGCCCCAGGGUGAUGCUGGGCUGACAGGCCGCAAGAUCAUCGUGGACACCUACGGGGGCUGGGGCGCGCACGGGGGCGGCGCCUUCUCGGGCAAGGACUACACCAAGGUGGAUCGCUCGGCCGCCUAUGCUGCACGCUGGGUGGCCAAGUCCCUGGUGAAGGCUGGGCUGUGUCGCAGGGUGCUGGUGCAGGUCUCGUACGCCAUCGGGGUCUCGCACCCAUUGUCUAUCUCCAUCUUCCACUACGGCACCUCUCAGAAGAGUGAGCGGGAGCUGCUGGAGAUCGUCAAGAAGAACUUUGACCUGCGGCCCGGAGUCAUCGUCAGGGAUCUGGAUCUGAAGAAGCCCCUCUAUCAGAGGACUGCAGCCUAUGGCCACUUUGGUAGGGACAAUUUCCCUUGGGAAGUGCCCAAAAAACUAAAAUACUGAGAGAAAAGAGCAUUGUUAGGGCUUUUUCCCCCACUCCCGCGGGCGUAGGAUACAGAGAAGCCCGUGGGCUCUGGGGGAAAGAGCUCCCGGCCCCCCCCCACCCCAGGCUCCCCGGCCCCGCCAUUGUCUCUCACCAUCGUUUUGGUUGUGUGGGGACCAUGUGCCUCUCCUGGAGCCCUCCCAUUCGUGUCCCCCCGGAUCCCUCUGGAUAAUUUUUAACAAAUCUGUCUUUAUUCCGAGCUGUGAGAUGGAGAAAAAGGCCCAAGUGCCCUCUCUCACCCUUCCUCAUACCCCCACAGUCCCACUGUGGCAAGGGCCACCCCGUUUUGGGUCCCAGCAGUCCUGCCGUGGGGGGAUACCCAAUUUUAUCACUCUCCGUUCCCCCUUGACCCCAAAUUCCACUACAUUAGGGGGACCCCCUCAUUUUGGCUCCUACUGUUCCCCCCAUCCUGCUGCGAGGGGGCCACACAAACCCCUCCUUCUGGCUCUCUGUGUGUCCCCCCCACAGUCCCCAUUCCACUGGGGGGGAUAGUCAUUUUGGCUCCCCAAGUCCCACUGGUGGGGAAGACACUUCCCAUUCCACCUCCCCACCCCCCUGGGACCUUGCUGGUGCUGGGUUUGGUUCUUAACCCUCAUUUUUAACCUCUUUUUGUUCCAAAAAUGCACAUUUUUGGGGGACACGCUAAAACCAACACCCAACCCCCCCCCCGCGGGUUCAGUACCAGAGGAAAACAUU